AUGCACCCUGGGGCCCCUACAGCCUCUGGAGUCUCUGAGCCCAGCCCUCGAGAACUGUGUGCCUUCGUGAGCGGGGCAGCCAGCCACAUGCUGCGUGCCCUGCACCCUCGGCAGACCCGGCCCCCCAAAAGGAGGCCCAACCACAGGAGGUUUCUGCACAACCAGAUCUGCAGGCAGUUUGCCAAGAUUGAAGCUGCCACCCAACGCCUGGCCCUCUCCAUCUUGUCCCAGGAGGCACCUCCCCAGAGACCACCACACAGAAGGCCACCCUUGCCACCUCCGUCCCCCUUCCUGGGGGUGGCCUGUGCUGUGGCCCCCACUGAAGUGCCCUCUGCUGGCCCCAGCCUGAGCCUCGCUGCCCUGGAUGCCUCCACCCUCGACCUCUUUGAUGACAUUGCACUCAACCCAGAGUGUCCCUCAGCGCCAUCUGAGUUGUCCCACUGUGCUUGGGGCCAGCCAGACCUGAGGCAGUCUUCACAUUUCUAUAAUCCCAUACCCCCUGCCUCGAAUGGCCUGGGGGGAGUGGAUGGGCCCUGGGCUCCUGAGGGGGACUGGGUGGGCAGGUGGGAGUUGCCUUGUGCCUGCCAUUCUCAGGGAAUCCCUGAGGGCUGGGGGACCUGCUCCCCAUGA
This is a messenger RNA of Nyctereutes procyonoides (raccoon dog), 630 nucleotides long. It is a transcript of the gene CUNH19orf85, whose product is annotated as chromosome unknown C19orf85 homolog. Lineage: Eukaryota; Metazoa; Chordata; Mammalia; Carnivora; Canidae. The transcript is spliced from 2 exons. The record is from RefSeq and is a predicted model, not a curated record. Bases 1 to 630 code for a protein of 209 amino acids.